Sphaeroforma arctica JP610 is the source of this 173-nucleotide messenger RNA. RefSeq lists its product as hypothetical. The record is from RefSeq and is a predicted model, not a curated record. The transcript has a single exon. The annotation marks the transcript as partial. NCBI's taxonomy places the organism in Eukaryota, Ichthyosporea, Ichthyophonida.
ACAAUCCACUGCAUGUCGCGGAGGCUGACAAAUGUGCAACUCAAUGGUUGAAACGAUUGAAGCCAAACAUUACAGACAUUGAGAUAGCUGAGAAACUUCGUAAACGUGGCGGCAAGGGGAUGGAAAACUUGGCUAGUGUGGCAGACGCAAAGUGGUCCGAUGUCGCCUUGUAG